Molecule: messenger RNA, 1786 nt
Organism: Nerophis lumbriciformis (worm pipefish)
Lineage: Eukaryota; Metazoa; Chordata; Actinopteri; Syngnathiformes; Syngnathidae
Product: ras-related protein Rab-5A
Molecular function (GO): GTP binding; GTPase activity
Source: RefSeq, a predicted model, not a curated record
GGAGAAUAAUCGGUUGCUUCAUUAGCUCGCCCGACCUCGGCGCACAGCAAGACGGCUUGAAGUGUUCAUUUUUUUUUAUUUUUUAUUUUUUUUUACUGCGGAGACAUUGUAAUCACACCCAGCGGCUUCGUUUCUUGGCCGGCAUCCGAAAGGAAACGUCCAGAGAAAGUGACAUGGCAAGUAGAGGCGGAGCUACCCGACCCAAUGGGCCCAACGGCGGCAACAAGAUCUGCCAGUUUAAGCUGGUCCUUCUGGGGGAGUCGGCGGUGGGAAAGUCCAGUCUGGUGCUCCGCUUCGUCAAGGGCCAGUUUCACGAAUUCCAGGAGAGCACGAUUGGAGCCGCCUUCCUGACCCAAACGGUAUGUUUGGACGACACGACAGUCAAGUUCGAAAUUUGGGACACGGCCGGCCAGGAGCGCUACCACAGCCUGGCUCCUAUGUACUACCGAGGCGCUCAGGCCGCUAUUGUGGUCUACGACAUCACCAAUGAGGAGUCGUUUGUACGGGCGAAGAACUGGGUGAAGGAGCUCCAGAGACAAGCCAGUCCGAACAUCGUCAUCGCCUUAGCGGGAAACAAAGCCGACCUGGCCAACAAGCGAGCGCUCGACUUCCAGGACGCACAGUCGUACGCCGACGACAACAGCCUGCUCUUCAUGGAGACGUCGGCAAAGACCUCCAUGAACGUCAACGAGAUAUUCAUGGCCAUUGCCAAGAAGCUCCCCAAGAACGAGCCACAAGCGGCCGGCGCCAGCGGCGGGCGGAACCGGGGCGUGGACCUGACGGAGACGAACCAGGCCAACAGCCGCAAGUGCUGCAGUAACUAAGAAGACCCCCUUCCGCCCCCAACACGCACUCACACACACACACACACACAAGAAAACACACACUCACACACAUUGGGUUUCUCAAAUUCCCGACGUCAAACCUUGUCCUCACCCCACCCUUGUGGAUAGCGAAAGACUUUGUAUAGCUGCAUUUCUAAAACCUUUUUGUUUGUUCUUAAUGUACUUUUUUUUUUUUUUUAAACAAACUUUUUUUUAAGAAGAAUAUAAAAGAUGCAUGUUAUCACUACAACGCCUGAACAACAACAACAACUAACCCCCACAUUGAAGCGAGACCAGCCUGCCAGCGUGAAAAGGGGGCCUCGUUAGCCACACCCACCCUUGGAUGCACUGUGAGCGCGCUCCUUUCAGCGACUAACCCCAACAAAAGCGGUUCUUCUUCUGUGGAAAUAAAUGUUGCAACGAUGAGGCCUCCGCGCGUCCACCAGAUGCUUCCCGUUGCGCUUCGUCAGUGUCGCCCACGGAAGAGAAGAUGUGGAACGUCCCGCUCCGUGACGUCAGUGUCCGUCAGUCCGGGGGGUGGGGUAAGAGACCUGGAUUUGGGACUGUGGACAAAACAACCACGAGGCUCGCUAAGAGAUUCCGAACAAUUGUACAGUCUUGAGGGUCUUUGUUGCUUUUUGGUUUUAUUUCAUAUUCUCUUCUCGUCUCCAAACUGGUCAAAGCGUAAAGCUGUGGUGGUCUUUUUUUUUUAAAUGAAUUCUAUAAUUACUAUUAGCUCUGUGUAGUGUUAUUAACAACAACAUAAACCAGCCCUCUGCGGCGCCACGAUGGACAGGAACGUUGCAUCGCAGUGUUGAUCAUCAUGUCUUCAUUUUAUACGAGCGAUGUUGUGAGCCACUAACUCUCAGCUCCGUUACAGCAAAGUGUAUUUUAACAAUGAAAAGACACGACUAUGAUGAUGGACUGAUCACCUACAACUUAAUAAAUUCAAUUAAGAAGCU